UGGCAGUGGCGGAGGGGGGCGAGGAGGGUAUGUUGUCUCCGCGGCGGAAAGGGCGCUGCGGGCGGUCCCCGCCGGCCCCCGAGAAAAGCCAGCGGUCCCCGGCGGCCCGGGAGCCCGGCGGCCCCGCCAUGGAGGAGGGCAGCGGCUUCCGCCUCUCGGCCGAGUGCCUGGACGAGCCGCCCAACAGCCGGGUCUUCGUGGUGCUGGGCAAGGACACGGGAGAGGCGCUGAUCCGGGAGCGCUUCGCCCCCUUCGGGGACAUCCAGAACAUCUGGCUCCUGCGGGACAAGCGCACCAACGAGUCCCGCGGCAUCGCCUUCAUCAAGUUCGCCCGCAGCUCGCAGGCCUGCCGGGCCAUGGAGGAGAUGCACGGCCGCAGCCUGGUCCCCGACACCAAGCCCAUCAAGGUAUUUAUUGCACAGUCAAGAGCUUCUGGAAGCCACCGAGAUGUUGAAGAUGAGGAGCUCACACGAAUCUUUGUUAUGAUACCGAAGUCCUAUACAGAGGAAGAUCUGCGAGAGAAGUUUAAGAUGUAUGGAGACAUUGAAUAUUGCAGCAUUAUUAAAAACAAGACUACUGGAGAAAGUAAAGGUUUGGGCUAUGUGAGGUAUUUAAAACCAUCGCAAGCUGCCCGAGCAAUUGAAGAGUGUGAUCGAAGCUACAGGGCUAUUUUGGCUGAACCUAAAAAUAAGUCAUCUGAGUCUUUUGAACAUGAUUAUUAUAGUAAUAACACGAGGCAAGAACCAAGAGGAAAUACACUUCCAUUUUGUGGGCAGCCGGAGUUUUGUAGUUUUGAAAAAAAUGAGACCAGAAUUCAAGAGUCAGUCUCCAAACGUCUGUCAGUGGUAUCACGGCUUCCCUUUAUCCAAGAGCAGCUGUUUGCCCUCUUUGAUCUAGUUCCAGGACUGGAGUAUUGUGAUGUUCAGCGAGAUCCUCAUACCAAUAGUGGGUACGCUGUGAUUCAGUACAGUACUGCUGCGUCAGCUAUAUAUGCCAAGUAUAAAUUACACGGUUUUGAGUAUCCUCCUGGAAAUCGAUUAACUGUCAUUUUCCUAGAAGAUGGGAGUGAUAGCUCAGACCUCAUCAGAAAAAUGGCAACACAGCUGGUAACAGCACAUGUGUCAUCAGUGUUGCGGAAUAACAAUGCCAUUGUUCAGCAGUAUAGGACACCUCCUCAGGCAUUUGGAGGAACUUCUGGCUCACAGUUACUUCAGCCCCAAACAGAUGCCAUACUUCCACCACACAAAAAAAAAGUUCCACCUGACACUUCUGUGAAGGAAAGGCUUUUCAUACUUUUCCAUCCCCAUCCUUUACCUGUAAAUGUAUUGGAGGAUGUGUUCUGUCGUUUUGGACACUUGAUAAAAGUUUACCUUGUGGCUGGAAAAAAUGUUGGCUAUGCAAAAUUUGCAGACAGAGCAAGUGCCAGUGAUGCCAUAACUGCGUUACAUGGCAAGAUUGUGAAUGGUGUCAGGCUUAAAGUAAGGUUGGCAGACUCGCCUACAGAAGAGUCCAACAAACGUCAGAGAACUUACUGAGCAAGGUGAGUACCCAGUCUGAGCUGUUACUUAAACUGAAGUUCAACUAAUUGAAAUAGUGAUAGGCAAAUAUUUUUAAGUUAGAUAUGAACAAGUAAUGAUAAACUUUAAAUCUGUUUUUAGCUAACAACUUGAAAUUUAAUUUGUCAUAUAUGUGUGUGUAUACAUAUAUGUAUAUAUGGGUGUGUGUAUGCUUAUAUAUGCACACAUACACUUUAUUUUAGUAAAAAUCUAUUUUUAUAAUU
This is a messenger RNA of Haliaeetus leucocephalus (bald eagle), 1780 nucleotides long. It is a transcript of the gene RBM45, whose product is annotated as RNA binding motif protein 45. The transcript is spliced from 9 exons. Gene Ontology annotation, cellular component: ribonucleoprotein complex. Gene Ontology annotation, molecular function: RNA binding. The record is from RefSeq and is a predicted model, not a curated record. The coding region runs from base 30 to 1535 and encodes 501 amino acids. Lineage: Eukaryota; Metazoa; Chordata; Aves; Accipitriformes; Accipitridae.